Molecule: messenger RNA, 9421 nt
Organism: Populus euphratica (Euphrates poplar)
Lineage: Eukaryota; Viridiplantae; Streptophyta; Magnoliopsida; Malpighiales; Salicaceae
Product: vacuolar protein sorting-associated protein, putative (DUF1162)
Exons: 36
Coding region: 90-9389 (3099 amino acids)
Biological process (GO): protein targeting to vacuole; protein retention in Golgi apparatus
Source: RefSeq, a predicted model, not a curated record
UGAUUCUCAUGACACGUAUUAAAAUGCCAACAGAACUUGAAAAAUUCCUUACCCAAACUUCACUCAACUAACUGUAAACCACCGCCGUUAUGCUCUUCCACGACGCCGUUCACCGGCGACUGCUGUCAUUACUGCAGCCGUGGUUGCAAGAAGAACCGGAAAUUGAACUCCAAUUAGGGUUUAUCAACUCUGAAUUGACCGCAAAGAAGUUAAAAUUCGAUGUCUCUGCUCUCAAUAAUGAAUACGAAUCCUCUCGGUUUAAAUUUAAAGAAGUCACCGUUGAUCACUUGAGUUUUCGCUUCUCCAACUGGUCUUCCCCUGCUUGCAAAAUUGGAAUUCGCGGUGUCAAUAUCACUCUUUUAGCUGGGGAAGUGAAGGAGGAGGGGAGUUUGAGAAGGGAGAGGAAAUUGAGUGAGGAAAAGAAGAAGGCGGUUGCCGGGUUUGAUCCUGAGGGUAGUGCCUUGCAUGAUGUGCUGGAGAGGAUCUUGCUUAACCCACCUUCAAGGAAUUGGUUUAAAACCUCUCUGUUGAAUCUUGUUCUCAAACAUUGCCACUUACAGAUUUCUGAUACUAAUCUGCAAGUGCAGUUUCCUGACUUGAAUGAUGCUGUAGUUUUUUUGUUGGAACUAAAGGAUUUUAAUGGAGAAUCUGAGCACUCUGAUCCUGGGUGUCUUUUAAGAGGGGUUGUUGGUGCAGUUCUUAAACCUCUAAAAGUGGUUUCUUUUGUUAUGGAUUUUAGAGGUUUUGGGUUUGCAUAUAAGAUGGAAGAUCAGAUAAACCACAUUUCUUCUUUCACAGAUCUGCUUUCUUGCAUUAAAUUAAAUGACCUUCGGGUGGCAGACUUUAAUAUCCGUGUUCCAAAAUUAAGUCUGUUGUUUUCUCCACUUGAUCUCCUUGUUUUGUCAGCUUUUGGUAAACUAUCAACGAAAGAACGAAAACAUGUCAGAAGUGGGAGACAACUAUGGAAACUAGCUGCAAACAGAUUAGGAUAUGUCCCUUCCUCUCCCAGAUUAUCAUUGCAUAAAUCAGUUGAUUUCAUUUGCCUCUGGCUGCGUUAUCAAAAUGCAUAUGAGUAUUUGCUGUCUCUGCUAGGAUAUUCUGCUGACAACUUAUUAAAAAAGUCUGUUAUUAAGUUGUCUGAGGGGAAAAUGUUUCUGAAUUCUGUCAAACACAAUUGGGGGGAGAUUUCCGGCAUAGAGAAGGAGUUGCCUGCUGAAGCUAUUGCCCAGGCACGACGGAUAGCACGAUACAGAGUAGUCUCAAACAUUCAAAAUGGUAAAAAUAGUUUCAAAGAAUCUUUAAUGGAUAAACAAGUCAGUGUUUUCUCCAAGAUCCUUUCAGUAUUCAUGGUCAUUUGGAAUGUUAUGUACAAGAUUUUGCUCUAUAUUUCACGAUAUUUCUUUUUAAUUAUACAUUUCUUUCAACGAUCAAAACCUGAUUGGAAUCCGGGAAACAACUUUGAAGAUUACAGCUCCCGAUAUUGCUUCCUGCUAAACUUUGGAAAGAUUUUAGUUACUUUUUCUUCAACAAGCAAGCACAAGAAUGUUGAUGAAAGAAUGGAGUCCCAUACAGGGAUUUCAUUUUCUGAUAUACACUCAUUCUGUCUAUCAAUUCAUAAGCUGUUACUUGCAUAUGUUGAUGAAGUUUUUGAACAGUCUUUGUCUCUUUCCUGUGGGAAGCUGAAGGUUAAGUCCUCUUCUGUUAUGGAGACUGCAAUUGUGGAUAGGAGUGUAAAGAAUCCUUUUAGUCCAAAAAAAGUACGUCGGAAAGAGAGUGUUGAUAAAUUAAAAACUAUCCUGAUGGGUAAGCCUGCACAAGCAUUUCUUCCUUCACAAACUAGUGAAACCAGUGUUGCAAAUCCAGCUGAAGGAACCUGUAAUCCAUAUUUGCAGACACUUUUGGGAGAAAUGUGGUUGGCUUGGCAAAAAUCUUCUGCGGGAUAUAGGGAUAAUGAGAUUGCAUAUUCUGAAACACCAUGGCUUCUUUGUGAGAUUAAAAACUGUUUGAUGGAUCCAAACCUGAAGAGACCAGUUUCUGGGUUUUGGAAAUGCAGUUUGACAGCUGGGAAAUUAAAUUUAGCUUUGGGGUAUUCAUCAGUAUUGUCAUUGGCUAUACUGCUUGGCCAGAUACAGCAUGCUCUAAAUUUGAAUGAGAACACCGGGAGGGCAACUGUACUUCUGAAUUUUCCUCCAACCAUCGAAAAUCAGGAAGAAAUUAGUUGGGAAGAUAAAUAUGAGUUGUAUUCUAAUAGACUGAAGUUGACUUUUCUUAGAAUGCUUCCGGAGAAACAUAUUGAACUUGGAGUUUUUGUAAAUGGUCCUUGUAUUGAAAUGACACCGAGAAAGGUUGGACUUAACAGUGGGGAUAAAGACAUGAAUCAGGAUGAUUUUCACCUUGGUUUUGAUAUCCAGAAUAUUGAGGUUGUUGUAUGGCCAACCUCAAAGUCGGAUUUGGCAUUAACUGGAUGGUCAGAAUCUGAUGGUGCAGAACCAGAAAGCCACAAAUUGCGAGAGCCUCAGAUAAUUGAAAUUCCUAAACCAGAUAAUGAAAAGUAUGCAUCUGAGGGAUGGAUUUCUCUUGGUUCUUACUUCAAGCUUAGUGGUUUCAAUAUUUACAAGGGGAAUUCAGCAGAAAGAGAACAAAACCAAAUCUUUUCAAUGAAGCCAGUAGCUGCUCGGUUAUCAUUCUUCAGGGAGUUUGUAUAUACAUUUAGCACAACUGUCAUUGCUUUCUCAACAACUUUCUCUGUGACAGCUUCAGGAUUCUCUAUUAUAUCAUUUAUGGAUGAGUUGCAUGUUCUCUUUCAGGUGUUUGCAGGUUUGUUUUCAACAGUUUCGCUUUCAUAUGCUUUCAGGAGCUUUGAUAUAAGUGGUUUUAUGCCUCUUCAAAACUUUGUGAGGCAAAAUAUGGUGUUCAGUGAACUUGAGAAUGAUGAAAUUAGUGCUGAAGGAGCAGCUUUGAUUUGUAAUAGCACUUUGGUCUCAACUACCGGAACCUUCAACUUCAAGUCGAUGGAUGUAAUUCUUCAGAAUUCUAGGAUAGAUGAUGAGGGAAGUUCUGUAAAAACAUACGCUGCUACGAGCAACCAAAUGGCUAGGCAUGAUUUGCCUGAUUGUGGAAUUUUGAUUUCUGUUCAUCAAACUCAUGCAGAGGUAUCUUUGGAAGAGCAGAAAUUGGAAAUUCUCUGUGAUUUGCAAGGAAUUCAGUUUGUAAUUUCUAGAUAUCCGGACCACAUGCUGAAAAGUUUUGAUCACUCUGUAGUUAGAAACUUGCUGCAGCAAACUGAGGGUGGGUUAUAUGAAAUAUUUCUUUCUGAUUUCACAUUUACAUUUUGGCUGGGUCAACCUCACAAUAGUUUGAAUAACUUGGAUGGUAAAACUUCUUCAAGUGAUAAUACAUCACAAACAGUGGAGAAUGCCCAUUUGAUCAGUGAGUGUGAAACAUCAACUGCUCAAUCCUCUAGAUUCACUCAGAAGUCAGAUUUUGCUACAGAUACCACAGCUUCAUACCCAAGUCAAUGGAUUCUCGUAAAUGUUACACUUGGUAUAAUUUUUGUGGCAAAGGGCUCAUUAAAGAAUUCUCUGGUUGGGCCAAAUCAAUUCAAUAAGCUUACUGCAUUGCUUGAAGUUGGGAGAAAUCUUCAGACAAUCUCUUGGGGAAUAAAGGGUGGCGUUCUUGUCCUUGAAACAGCAGCAUUAACAAUGUUUUUUCGGUGUGUUGUUUCAUAUCUCCAACGUAUAAAGGAUCUCUUAUCAAUCAUUAGUUCUUCUGUUAAACAAGCUGAAAAUGCUGAAAAUGAGGCCCAAGAGAUGCUACAUAUGACCCGACAAACCAAAUGGGAAUGGCUUGAAGCUUCCACUAUAGAUGUGUCUCAGUUUUCUCUUACUCUUGUUGUUGAAGAUGGCUCUGGAGGUUUUCAGGAACUUGUGAUUGAGGUUGAUGUCCAUAUGAAGUUUGAAUCUGCCAAUCUGCUGAGGAAAUUCAUAUUUAACCUUUCCAGAAUGGUGAUCUUUUCUCAAGUUCAUAGAAAUUAUGUAGAAAAAGAAAAUCAUGGAAGUCAUCAGAGCAAAAUGUUGAAUAAUUUAGUUGCCUCUAUAUCAGCUGAAAAGCAUGAGAAUGAUCAUAAAUCAAAUCAGGUUUGGGUUGGUAUGGGUUCUAUUUCAGGUUUUGAAAUGACAAUAUCCUUGUCUGAAAUACAGAUGAUUUUAUCCAUGGUUUCAUCCUUCUCCUCUGCAUCAAGCAAAGAGACAGGCAGUGACCUGAAACGAAGGCGAUUGCCCAGUAACCAAGAACCUGACAACUGUUUCGAAACUAUGGUUCCUGAUGGAGCAAUUGUGGCAAUUCAAGAUGUGCAUCAACACUUGUACUUUGCUGUUGAGGAAAGGGAAAAUAAGUAUAGUUUGUUUGGUGUUAUUCAUCAUUCACUUGUAGGGGAGAAGGCACUUUUUAGGGUCAAGCACCAUAAGCAAAGAAUGUGGAAGUCAUCAGUUCUGUGGUUUUCCUUGAUAUCAUUGCAUGCUAAGAACAAUGUUGGUGAACCAUUGCGAUUGAACUAUCAUUCUGGAUCAGGUUUUGUUGAGAUCUCCAGUGCUAAUGAUAGUGGUUGGUCACUCUGGAGGAUACUUCCUUGUCAGCCUGAAAGCUACAACAAUGAUAUUGAUUGGGAGCCAUACAAUAAGUUGGUUAAAGAUACUUUUUACCUGGUAAAUAAGAAGAGUGACUCAGCUGUUGCAUUUGCUGAUGGAGUUCCGUUGUUUGUUAGAAAGCCUGGACACCCUUUCAAGUUUAAAGUAUGUAAUCAGUUUCCUAGGACGCAUGAGGAUGCAGGCAGAAUUUCUGGCCAGUGCAGAAGUCUCCCUUGCCUUCAAAUUAAAAUUGACCAUGUUUCUGUGACCAUUGUCCAUGAACUUUUAGAUACAAGGGACAGGUUUCCACUUCUUCGUUGCUGCAUCAGUAAUACUGAGCUUAAUCUCCAGAUUCUAUAUUAUAAAACCAGAGUUAUGACCACAUCAAUUGCUUUGCUUGAUUUCUUUGAUGCCCAAAGAAAUUUGUGGAGAGAACUUGUCCACCCUCGUGAAAUAUGUACAUUCUAUCGUUCAGUUUUCCACAUUCAGGAUUCAGAAACUGUUCAGCAUGGAGCACCAGUUCAUUUCUAUUGCCGAAGUAAAGAGUUGGACAUAUCCCUAACUGAGCUCUCCUUGGACGUACUUCUUUUUGUGAUUGGGAAAUUACAAUUGGCGGGUCCAUUUUCAUCGAGGAGCUCCAUGAUUUUGUCCAACUGCUGCAAGGUGGAAAACCAAACAGGUUUGAGCCUUAUUUGUCACUUCUACAACAAGAAAAGUGUUACAAUAGCCAGAAAACAGUCUGCUUCUGUUUCUUUAAGCAGCCAAAUAUUGGCAAAUCAACCUCCAGAAAGCAAGUCACUUGUUACAAUUCAGCUUUCUGAUCUCGGAUCUUUUGCUACUUCCUCACUUGAUAUUUCUAUCCUAGAAACUCGAGUGCUUGCUUGGAGAACAUCUAUAGUGUCACUUCGAGAUUCAAGAACUUACCCUGGGCCAUUUGUAGUGGUUGAGACUUCAAGGAAAUCCAAGGAUGGUUUGUCAAUUUCGGUUUCUCCUUUAAUAAGAAUUCAUAACGAAACUGAAUUCUCCAUGGAACUAUGUUUUCGACGUUCUCAACAAGAUGAAGAUGUGUUCGCUCCAAUUUUACUGAAGAAGGGGUCUUCUGUUGAUGAUUCCAUGAAAGUGUUUGAGGCUAUAGGUUCAUCUGGUGGAUUAAAGAAGGCAUUAAUGUCUUUCACUGAUGGAAACUUCUUAUUUUCUUUCAGACCUGAAAUCACAGAUGAUUUGAUAAAUUCUAAGAGUCCUCUUUCAGCAGAAUGGUCAGACGAGCUUAAAGGUGGAAAGGCUGUUUUCCUUUCUGGAAUUUUCGAUAAACUAAGCUACAAAGUCCGCAAGGCAUUGUCUGUUGAUACAAUUAAAUGUUCCUUUAGCACUGCUGCUUGUACCCUAAAAUCUGGAGACGCGCAUCCUACUAACCUGCAUUUUCUUAUUCAAAGCAUUGGAAGAGAUGUGCCUAUCAUACAGCCUGAUAAGUCUAGUGGUAGUUCUGAUAUGACUUCAGCUGUUGCAUUACAGGAGCAGAAGGAAAUUUUUAUACUUCCUACUGUAAGGGUGUCCAAUUUACUGCACUCUGAGAUACAUAUGCUUUUGACUGAGAAGGGUCCAUGUACUACUGUUGGUAGUGACAGUUUUGGGAAGCAGGCAGCCAUACCAUGUGGAUCAACAGUUGACUUUUAUGCUAAUCCUGCUAUAUUAUAUUUUACUGUUACCUUAACUGCUUUUAGUAUGAGCUGCAAACCGGUGAACAGUGGUGAUUGGGUCAAGAAGUUAGUUAAGAACAAAAAUAAAGUGCACUUUCUGGACAUUGAUCUGGAGUUUGGUGGUGGAAAGUAUUUUGCAUCUCUAAGAUUGUCACGUGGGUACAGGGGCAUAUUAGAGGUUUCUGUCUUUACACAAUAUUCCUUGAAGAAUGACACUGAGUUUUCACUCUUUAUGUUUGCACCACAUCAGAAGCCUCUGUCUAGGGAUGAGGUCAGGAGAUUCGGUUCCACCAUUCCUCCUGAUUUGGGAUUAUUUUCUCCUCCUAACUCGAUAAGAUCAUGGUUUUUAAAAUCACACAAGACGCGGCUUAAAUUGUUAGAGGACUCUGUAUCUGAGGCACUGUUAGACUUGGAUGCUCUGUCUGGCCUCACUGAGAUAAGCUUGGACAAAGAAGAAGGGUCUGGAGAGAAAAGCAUUGUGAAGUUUGGGGUUUCUGUGGGACCCUCUUCGAGUAGUGCAAUGGUCCCAUCACAGAUAGUGACUAUGGUCCCAAGACAUGUUGUAUUUAACGAGUCAGAGGAAAAUAUCACUGUCCGUCAGUUUUAUUUGGAGAAGGAUGAAGCAACAAGCCUUGUACACAUUAACAGUAAACAGAGAACAGCACUAAAGCUUUGGAAUGUAAUUAGCAAGAGGAGAGAAUUCAGUUUAUUCGAGAAUUUCAUCAGGAAGCAUAGAAACGAUAUCGAUACUUCAUUAGUAUAUAUCCAGUUCCAGCUGAAUGACCCUGAAUCUAGCUGGUCAGGGCCGGUAUGCAUUGUUUCAUUAGGACGAUUUUUCAUAAAAUUCAGGAAACAAUCAAAUCAAGAUCAAGCAUUAGACAACAGUGCAUUUGAAUUUGCUGCUAUUCAUGUGGUUGAAGAAGGUUCUACUGUUGGUGUGCACUUCCACAAACCACCAAAUGUUACUCUACCAUAUCGGAUUGAGAAUCACUUGCAUGAUUUACCUCUCACUUUCUGUCAAAAGGAUUCAUCAGAGAGAGAGAUUCUUGGAUCUGACUGUAGUGCUUAUUACGUAUGGGAUGAUUUGACUCUUCCGCAUAAACUGGUUGUUCUAAUCAAUGAUCUUCAACGUGAGAUAAACUUGGAUAAGGUACGGGCGUGGAAACCUUUUCUCAAAUCAACAAAACUUCGAGGAUUGGCAUCUCAUUCUCUUUUGCACAAAGAGUCCAGAGACCACAAAAGCUACUUUGAUCAUCCAAACAGCAUGGAUGUUAUGAAGGUGGGGUAUGAAGUAUAUGCUGAGGGUACCACACGAGUUUUAAGAAUUUGCGAGUUUUUGGAUAGUCACAAGAGAGAUAGAUUGUCUCAGUUAUGUGCCAAGAUCCAAGUGAGAGUGUUUCAUUUUGCAAUCCACUUUCUUGAGCAUGAAAAAAAGGAUGUUGAUGAGGUUGUCGAUCUCACUUAUACGCCACUUAUAGUUGCAAGGCUUGGAAAUAUCAGUGUGGACUCAGUGUUCACUGAUCUGAAGAAAUUUAACCGGAUCAGUGUGCAGUCAUUAAAUGUGGAUCAGAAGUGGUUAGGUUCUCCUUUUGCGGCAAUGCUUCGCAGACAUCAAUCAGACUUCAGUGACUCAAAUGCUUCUGUACUUGAAUUUUUCCUUGUCCUACUUUCAACCAGCUCCAAUGUUAGGCAAGUUGAAUACUCAUCCAUGAUUCUGCAGCCAAUUGAUUUGAAUCUUGAUGAGGAAACUUUAAUGAGAAUUGCCUCAUUUUGGCGUACGUCUCUCAGUGACACCAGUACUCCAAGUGGACAACAUUACUUUGAUCAUUUUGAGAUCCAUCCAGUAAAGAUUAUUACUAAUUUUCUUCCGGGGGACACAUAUUCAAGUUAUAAUUCAGCACAGGAGACCCUAAGGUCCUUACUGCAUAGUGUGAUAAAGGUUCCUCCCAUAAAAAAUAUGGUUGUUGAACUCAAUGGGGUACUCGUUACUCAUGCUUUAAUAACCAUGCAUGAAUUGUUUGUCAGAUGUGCACAGCAUUAUUCAUGGUAUGCAUUGAGGGCCAUCUAUAUUGCAAAAGGAAGCCCUUUGCUUCCGCCAGCUUUUGCAUCCAUAUUUGAUGAUUUGGCUUCGUCUUCUCUCGACGUCUAUUUUGAUCCUUCACGUGGGUUGAUUAAUAUUCCAGGUUUCAAUUUAGGCGCAUUCAAAUUCCUCAGUAAAUGUAUCAAUGCUAGAGGGUUCUCGGGGACAAAACGCUACUUUGGUGACCUGGAAAAAACUUUGAGAACAGUGGGAUCCAAUAUGAUGUUUGCUGCUGCCACUGAAAUAUCAGACUCUGUUCUGAAGGGAGCAGAAACAAAUGGUUUUGAUGGAAUGGCGAGUGGUUUCCGGCAAGGGAUUCUGCAAUUGGCUAUGGAACCAUCACUACUGGGGACUGCUUUAAAAGGCGGCGGCCCAGAUAGAAAGGUGAAGCUUGAUCAAAAUCCAGGCAUUGAUGAGUUGUAUGUCGAAGGAUAUUUGCAAGCAAUGUUGGAUACAACGUACAGACAAGAGUAUCUGAGAGUCAGAGUGAUUGAUGAUCAGGUUUUCCUUAAAAACCUACCCCCGAAUAGUGCCCUCAUAGAUGAGAUCAUGGAUCGUGUGAAGGGAUUCCUGAUAAGCAAAGGAUUGCUGAAAGGUGAUCCUUCAACAUCUUAUCGCCCCUUGCGUCAUCUUCAAGGAGAGAGUGAAUGGAACAUUGGACCAACAGUGUGGACUUUGUGUGAACAUCUUGUUGUGAGCUUUGCGAUCCGCAUGCUGAGAAAGCAAACUGGAAAAUUCGUGGCCAAAAUUAAUUUGAAAAAAGAACCAGAAGGCGACGAUGGCAAAGCAAUUGUCCCUGCAGACUCCCGUGAACAGGAGAAGAAGGCGAAGUUUAUAUGGAAAUGGGGCAUUGGUAGGUUUGUGUUGUCAGGCAUUCUUGCAUAUAUUGAUGGAAGGCUCUGUCGUUCUAUUCCUAACCCUGUAGCACGGCGAAUUGUCAGUGGCUUUUUGUUGAGCUUUUUGGACAAAAACGAUAGUGGACAGUAGAAGGAUUUGACACAUGCACUUCUCAUUCAGUU